GUUUACAUUGUCGAAAACGGUCAGAGAAUGAAGCGCAAUUCGACCUUAGCAGACACAUCGAGAGUGGAAUAUCUGCAGGCAUACAUGGGGAGUACGCUGGAUGCAAUAAGGAAUGGAUCGGAUACAAGAGGGUACUUUGUAUGGUCGUUCCUAGAUGUGCCGGAGAUGCUAGAUGGUUAUGAAUUGAGUUUCGGAUUGUAUUACGUAGAUUUGGAUGAUCCGGAUUUGAAGAGACAACCCAAGUUAUCUUCAUAUUGGUAUUCCCAUUUUCUCAAGGGAGGGAAUGUUGGUCCUGAUAUGCUCAUGCACUUCAACACUUCACACCCACAUUUCUUCCGGUAG
Molecule: messenger RNA, 342 nt
Organism: Hibiscus syriacus
Lineage: Eukaryota; Viridiplantae; Streptophyta; Magnoliopsida; Malvales; Malvaceae
Product: beta-glucosidase 10-like
Exons: 3
Coding region: 28-342 (104 amino acids)
Biological process (GO): carbohydrate metabolic process
Molecular function (GO): beta-glucosidase activity
Source: RefSeq, a predicted model, not a curated record